Messenger RNA from Dothidotthia symphoricarpi CBS 119687, 1879 nucleotides. RefSeq lists its product as uncharacterized. The transcript has a single exon. Lineage: Eukaryota; Fungi; Ascomycota; Dothideomycetes; Pleosporales; Dothidotthiaceae. Bases 61 to 1773 code for a protein of 570 amino acids. The record is from RefSeq and is a predicted model, not a curated record.
ACAAAGCCAUGGACUCUAAACCUCAAACACUGCCUUGCGUUGACACCUACUGGAAUCAGGAUGUCGUUGUUUGGUGGUGAUGGCAGCAUAUACGACUCCGAGUCUGACUAUGCACCACCCACCACGCAACCGCUGCUGUCUGUCGCCGCCCCAACCAGCCCUCCAAGUGCGCAGAAUGCGCUAGGCCCUACCGUCCCACUAGAAUCAGAUGCAGAUGAUGAUCCGUGGACCGACAGCGAACCAGAGAUUGACCAAUCGGCCGACGAGCAGCGAACACGUCCCAAUCGCUACAUUGGACACCCGCAAACAUGGAAGGGCCACACGUUAGUGGAUCGCGAGAUCGCCGCGUCGCUCGACCACAUGCAAGAAACGGAUCUUGCCGCACACUUGUACAACGCACAUGCUCUGAAACGUCGUGUACGGCGGCCUGCGCGAGAGACCGCGGCACUGAAGAGUUGGCAGGGCAAGCAUCACUGGUCAAGGAAAACGCAGACGGAGCUGGUGCCAUCGAAAGACUGGACAGCUUGGCCAUUGCCCCCAGCAAGAACUCAACAUUCAGGGGAUGAGCUUCAAGAAGAAACAUUGGCAACCUUCUUGCGAUUAGCAAAAGAGCGUUGGAGUCUAAGGUGUACGGGUGAUGACAUGCCAUCUGCUUCACGAGCAGAUGUCAAAGUGAAGGAUGACGAUGUCCUCGUAACAGACAACGCAGAACCCCAGACCGACGACGAAGCGAAGGAGGCGAAGCGCAACCACGGCAAGAAGCGCGGCAGGAAGCCACAGACUGAGCCUACCACGGAACCGACUGUCCUUGCUGACGAUGCGCAAGCAUAUAGGAUUCUGCAGCCUACAAUCCACUCGAUUCUCAGUAGUGUGGACGAACUUGCACUAGCCGUGCGCCGAACUCGUCUCAACCACUACGGUCGAGGCGCGUACAGCGAUAAGUCAUCUCAAGGCGACUUCACGUCAGACGCAGAGCAAACAGAACCAGACUCUAGUCGUUCUUCAACACCAGGAUCAAGAGGCACUCCGAACCGUAAACCAAGCGUUCAUUCGGCAUCUCGCAAGAACUCAGCAAGAACCAGAUCUGUUUCAAGAAGUGGGCAGGAGUCUACCGACGACCAUAGCGACCUUUUGGACAAUGACUCCAAUUCAGAUGUGACUCAGAGCUCUCCACACGGACGCAAACGCAGCCGAUCCGGAAGCGAGGAUAGUGCUUCGGCCCCUCGCGACUAUUCAGGAACAGCAGGACUCAUGGAUUGGAGCGAGGUGCUUGGAAUUGCAGCCUUGAAAUGCUGGAAUGAGCAAGCGCUUAUGAGGACGGCUCAGCGUUGCGCUGCCCUGUUUGGAGAAAGCAUGUCAUUCGUCCCCUUCGACGAAAGCCUCGCUACGAAGUCUGUCACAGAACCAGUACAUUACACGCCUUCCAGCAAUUUGGCGUCGGGUGACCUGUCUAUUGCGCAUACUGCCCCGCCCAAACGUCCUCUUUUCCAGGUUGGUACUCUGCGCUGCCCCCAUACAGAUUGCUGGGGUCAUGCGCAGGCUUUCGCUAUACCGUAUCGUGUAAUAGAGCAUUGUAUGAGGGUUCACGGAUACGACCCCCGAGAUAAUGAUUCAACCAACGAGGAACGGACAGUUGGCGGAGUACACAUUGAUGGAUUUUUGCAACCCAUUACUGUAAAACCUGGCUGGCUGGGUCAUGGAAGGUCAAAAGCAGGUAGCGAGAAGGUUUUGGAUUUCAAACAGGAAAGAGAGCAAAGUAGAACAGGACCAUGACGAAUGCUCAUCUGAAACAUAAAGCAUGGAUGAUCCAGAGCCAUGCGUUACAACUACUUUGACGACGACCUUGUCAAGUCUUCAAAUCCAAGCACAUUUUAUAUAA